UCUCGCUGUUUAUCCGUCUGUAAAAUGAUCGCGCGCGCAUAUCUGAUCGUAGGAUGUACCUGGAGGAUGGAGCUGAACUCGACGAUGUCAUUCGGAUAUAAAUAGGUUAACCUCGUGGACAGAAAAUAUACAGACAUUAAGCUUCUUAAACUGACGCUUUUUUAUUGUUAUUCUGAUAAGCAAAUAUCAUCAUGGAUCUGUCAUUUAUGGCUGCGCAGAUCCCUGUGAUGACAGGAGCUUUCAUGGACUCAUCACCUCAUGAUGACUACAGCACAGAUCACUCUCUCUUCAACUCCUCGGCUAGUGUUCACGCCGCUGCACUGGCAGCUCACAACCAACAGGAGGAGCAGCAGCCCAUGUCCUGGGAUGCCAUCUGGCUUUGGAUCGCCAUCACCGCCACCAUCGGAAAUAUCAUAGUGGUGGGCGUGGUCUAUGCCUUCACGUUCUGACCUGUGAAAUGAACUUGAGCUUGGGAGAUAUUCUGCUUUGAGUCCCCCAAGUGAAGGGCCCCUGGGGCCCACAUAAGAUAAACCGUGUGUGCUGUCUUUCCAGGAAACAGAUGAAUAAAGUGUUAGUUGAUUGUUUAUUUUUUAUGCAGAAUGGUAUCUAGAAGCUCCAGAAAUUAUUUUUGUUUCAUUGCGAUUUUCACGUUAAAAAAAAAUUAAAUGAUAAAUGUGAACCACUGAUUUCAUUUUUGCUGAGUGACAAAUACUGCCAGACUUUUGCCAAAUAUUUUGUAAGUGGUUUUGCUUUUAGUAUGUAAUGACAUAUGCUGUUAUUAAGCUUUAAAUGUUUAGAGGGCUAACACUACUCUCUUAAAGUCAUCCAACUACAUUUUUAGAGCCAUAAUCAAGAAGUUGAAAUGAAUUCCAUAUUCCAAUUUGAGAAAUUGUUAAAUUAUUUUGGGAAAAUGCUAAAGCAGGUAACCCACCUUUGGUCAACAGAGAUUUCUAUUUUUAAGUGAACCUUCUUCCUAAGGUCAUAUUAUAAUAGCACUUAGAAUCUAACUAUUUAAAAAAAAAAAAAAAAACUUUACAUGGGAUUUUUCUAGACAUUGUAGCCAAAAUUAUUUAAUUUGGUAUAGUUUUAUUUUUUCAUUUAAUUUAAUUUUGAUUUAUUUUAUUUUGAUCCCAGGAAACUUCUGUUUGGAGACAGUCUCUUAUCUUAACCCUCUACAUCAUAAAAACAGAAAUUGCAGCUUAUAAAAUUUUCAUUUUAACAUAUACACCCGAACAUGAUUUUAAUUAGAAAUCUGCAAACCAAUAAAUUAUUUCAUACUGAUAAAUUGUUACAUCCCCAUAGUUGUGGAUGCAUCUGUAGCUUGUUUUUGGUAGAGGUUAAAGCUUUGCUUUUAAUGAGCUCAGCAUAAAAGAUGGAGGUUGCUAAGGCAACUGUUUCAUUCUCUCUGGAAGAAAGAGGCUGUUGCUUCAUAUCCCACCAUCACACACCUGCUUCAUCUGUCUACUGCCUGCUGGCACAAAGCAACUGUCCAAACAAACACACAUAGGAAUAAACGUAUCUCAUACACAACUACAAACAGACUAAUCGGCACCAGGAGAUUGAAUGUUUUGUCUGCUAAAAUCCGUCUACGCUUUCCAAAUUUCGGAACUUCCCCCAGCCGCCGAAGCUGGAACUACAGUUGCGUGCAUGCUCACCUUUGCAAUUGCAUUAUUUUAUUUAAUUCUUUGAAUGAAGGUGUCCAUUUGAGUAGUAAUUACUUAAAUGUACUCCAAACCUUUACCCUAAACCUACCCCUAAAGGCACGGUUACACAUACCUUUGCACUGUGAAAUUUCACAGUCGAAGACGGCAUGGGCGGAGGUUGAGAAACUGUGACUCAAGCAAAAGUAUAAAAAAAGUAUAAAAGUUAAAAAGAAACCCACAGCUGAAAUGAUAUCCUUGUAUAUUGUGACUCUUCUGUAGCUGUGCAUGAAGCACCACCCCCACAGUGGUAACUACAAACCAAGCAACUUCUCAUUGGUCAAUGCGGUGAAAUUCGGCUGUCAAAGUUCACCAAUCUUGAACUCCAUGCGAAAUUCUUCACAACUUGAAGUCUGUUGCGUGGAAUUCACAAUCGUGCAGAUUCCCAUUGAGAUGACUGUAUUUCGGCCAUGAAUGGUAAUGUCCUUUAUUACGUUUUUUUUAUGAAUGCCUUAAACUACAUAUGGAAAGUAUAUGACUGGACCUACAAUCCCAAGGCCAACUUUCUGGGGAAUCUGGUUGACUAAUGAAAUAUUGCCGAUUAAGUUUAUAACCUCCGAAAUUUGAACCUCAAUUUGGAAAAGAUUCUAAUCAAUUCUAGAAUUCUAAUUCUAGUAACUUAUGGGAAACUGUUUCCCCAACAGUCAAUUGUUUUUACCAGACUGAAUCUUCAAAUCUACAUACAGGUCUUUACUAAAAAAGUGGGUUUAAAACAAUAGUUAAUACGAGUCAAUGUUUUAAAACUGUUUUAAAACCAGUCUGGUCAACUUCAGCAUAUUCAAUUAAAAGCUGGAAGGACAAAGCACGAUGAUACGAUGAUGAGUCAUUAUAUUCAUGACAGGACACCAUUGAGGCUGUGACAGUCACUGUAUGUAUUCGUUCAAUGGAGCCUCAUUCCACCUUCAACCUUAUUUAUUAGGUUGACCUAUCUGAACAGUUUUUAGCUAUGGCUUAAUUGGAUGAGAUGGACUGGGACCAAACCACAUUAUUCAUUAAUCUUCUUAUCUGCAAUGGAUUGCACUAGGAUGUGGAGUUGAAUACUGUAUUAUGCUAAACAGGCACAUGGCUUUGACUUUAUAAAUGAUUUUGAUUAAUGGACUUACAGUUCACACAUGUGAGAGUAUAAAAAUGCUUCACAGAUGUAACAAUGAAGAUUAAUGAAGAGCUGAUUGUUAAUUAUGGCAUAUCAUCUAAUUUAAAUGUACAAGCAAUUCAGAUGUCAUUCAAAAUGAAUUCUAGUAAUGGAGUAAAUAACAAUUUACUGGUACCAUUGCAGUUUCUAUAUAGGAGCUGAUGUUAUUUAGACCAGUUCAAAUCACAUUCACCAAAACCUCCAUUUAGAAGUAUACUGCAAAGCAAAUAAAUAACUUCCCAAGUAUACUACUCAAUGUAAGCAAACAAUGUAGAUAUGAAUAUUCUCAGUUCAAGUCCUGUCUGUUGAUGUUGAGAGGUCUUACAUAGAGGCCUGAAAUCUAGUGUAGCAAAUGAACACCAGUGUGUUCACCUGAAAUCUGUUUCACCUGCACUGCAACAUGUUUCUUUUUGUAUUGAAAAAUUACUGUUGAAUUAAACUCCUCAUUGA
This is a messenger RNA of Xyrauchen texanus (razorback sucker), 3282 nucleotides long. RefSeq lists its product as uncharacterized. Lineage: Eukaryota; Metazoa; Chordata; Actinopteri; Cypriniformes; Catostomidae. The record is from RefSeq and is a predicted model, not a curated record. Bases 192 to 449 code for a protein of 85 amino acids. The transcript is spliced from 2 exons.